AUGACAGGAUCCACGGAGGCGGAGGCGCAGAAGGAGACAACCACCGCCCACGACACUAAUGCGGAAGCCACGCCCACCCCCAUGGACGCAUCGGCCGCUGCCAACGACACUGAUUCCGCCGCCCCCGCCGCCGCCUCUACAGGAGAGGAUAAACCCGCGGCGAAAGAUGCUGCCGUUGUAGAGGAUAAGCCCGCCGCAGAUGCUGCGCCUGUUGCGGCUGUGGCGGGUGCUGGUGCGGAGAGCAAGGCGGGAGAGGGUGGGGCGGACAAGGGCGAAGCGGGCGAGGGAGAGAAGAAGACCGCGGCUUUCAGCCCCGCCACCCGCGCAGAGAUCCUCCGCCAGGUGGAGUACUAUCUGAGCGACAGCAACCUGCCGCGCGACCGCUUCAUGCAGGAGAAGCUGCAGGAAGGCAACGGAUUCGUGCCGCUGGCGCUGCUGUGCACGUUCUCCCGCAUGCGCAAGCACCUGGGCGUGCUCCCCGACGCGCCCGUGCCCGCGCACCUCGUGCGCGCCACCUACGAGGUGCUCCAGGCGUCCACCUUCCUCAAGUUCUCCGAAGAUGGCAAGCUGGUGGGGCGCGAGGGGGAGGUGGCGAUGGGGGAGGAGCGCAUAGCGGAGAUCAACGCGCGGUCGCUGUUCGCGGAGCCCUUCCAGUGGAACUCCACGCUCGACGACAUCCACGCCUUCUUCUCCUCGCUCGGGCCGGUGAAGAGUGUGUGCAUGAGGCGCCAUCCGGCGUCCAAGGCGUUCAAGGGGUCCGUGUACGUGGAGUUUGACAGUGAAGACGCCAUGCGCCUCGUCGCUGCCAAGACGGACGUUCUCUUCAACGGCGCCACCUUGCUGCUGCAGCCCAAGAACCAGUGGUUGCAGCAGGCGAGGGAGGAGUGGCAGAAACGAGUGGCUGAGAAGGGAGAGGAAGCCGGGCGGUUCGAGGCAGAGGAUGGCGACAUGGACCUUCGUCCUCCUGCCAAGGCAAGGCGCGUGGAGGAGGGCGGAGAGAGAGGCGCGGACGGGGAGGGCGCGCAGGGCGGAGAGGGCGCGGACGCGGAGGGGGAGGAGGAUGAGGAGGAGGAUGCGUAUCCCAAGGGGUUGAUUCUGGGGUAUACUAUCGUGGUGCCUGGUGGUGGUGAUGGGGAUGGUGCUGGGGAGAAGGGGAAGGGGGAUGAUGGGGGGAAAGAUGGGGUGGGUAAUGGGGAGGUGAAGAAGGAAGAAGAGGAGAAGAAGGGAGUGAAUGGGAAGAAGGAAGGAGAGGAGAAGAAGGAAGGGGAUGAAGAGAUGGCGGAUGCAGCAGCGGUGGAGAAGAAAGCAGAAGAGGAAGGGAAGAAUGCAGAGGAGAGUGUAAAGGAAGGGGAGAAGGUGGAAGGGGCAAUGGAGGGGAAAGAGGAUGAGAAGAAAGAAGAGGACGAGAAAAAGGAUGGGGAGAAGGCAGAAGAGAAGGCAGAGGAUAAGCCGGAGGAGAAGGCGGAGGGAGAGAAGAAGGAUGCGGAGGGGGAGGCACUGGGCAAGAGGAAGCGGGAGGAGCGGGUUGUGGCAGAAGGGGUGACCCGAGAGGAGUGCCGCUUCGUGUUUGAAAAGUUUGGCAUCGUUAAGUUUGUGGAGUACAAGGCAGGCGACUUGACUGGCUUCAUCCGCUUUGAGACGCCUGAGGGGCCCAUCAAGGCCAACAACAAGGCCAAGUCCGCGCCUGCUGCACUCACCAUCAAGGGCUAUCCUGUCACUGUCAACAUUCUCGAUGAGGUGGUGGCAGGGGGUGGAGGGGAGGCAGGGGUGGGAGAGGAGGGCGGGGGAGAGGUGGAGGUCGGUGGGGGAGGAGAGAUGGGCACGGAGGAGGAGGUAGGGGAGGUGGCGGAGGAGGGAGGGGAGGAGGGAGGGGGGGAAGCCAUCAGAGGUUUGAUGAAUGAGAGAAUACACGUGGCUGAAUGCUGGUCUUUUGGGGGGAUGGCGGUAUGGUGGACAAUGGCACAGGGGGUGGCUGUGUACUGCUCCUGA
Messenger RNA from Closterium sp. Naga37s-1, 1989 nucleotides. NCBI's taxonomy places the organism in Eukaryota, Viridiplantae, Streptophyta, Zygnematophyceae, Desmidiales, Closteriaceae. The record is from the annotation of a GenBank genome assembly.